Molecule: messenger RNA, 7124 nt
Organism: Parasteatoda tepidariorum (common house spider)
Lineage: Eukaryota; Metazoa; Arthropoda; Arachnida; Araneae; Theridiidae
Product: lysine-specific demethylase 3
Biological process (GO): regulation of transcription by RNA polymerase II
Cellular component (GO): chromatin; histone deacetylase complex
Molecular function (GO): histone H3K9 demethylase activity; transcription coregulator activity; chromatin DNA binding
Source: RefSeq, a predicted model, not a curated record
CGAAUCAAACUAUGCAGUUGAGAGGUGGCAGCAGAGCAGUCAAUUAUUGUUAUUGUUGUGCUUAGGAUUGUACUUGUAUUGACCUGCUUAGAUGUAAAAUAAAAAAUUGUGUUUACUUUAUUUUAAAAAGCCUUCAUUAUUAAAAUGAUCUAAAAUAUGCAACAGAAAGAGAAAAAUAUUAACUAUUGGUGUGUUUAUCUAAUGUGUGUCAUGAUUCUUCAUUCAUAACUACAGCCAAAACUAAGUUUGACGUUAGUCACCAGUUACAGUAAACCGUUUUCUUUCUUUUUGUUUCUAUUUUCACUCGAAAUGUCACAUCCUCGCAAUGAUGAUGAUGUACUUUCGGAGGGCAAUAGUUUAUCCGUGCAGUCGAACGAUGCCGAUUCGGAUGAUUCUAGUUGGAACGAUGAGUCUGAUGUGAAAAGAAAACCUAAUCCUCCACGUUCUCAAUCAAAACCACACAAAUCUAAAUGUAAAUCAUCCAAAAAGAAACGUCGUUCCAACAGAAAAAAUAUCGAAAAAACUUAUAGUGACGUUGAGAUCGCAGAAACUGUUAGUACUAGUAAAAGCAACAAUGCUAAGCAAGAACUAAAAGAAGAAUCAUCAAUUAAAUCUGAUCACUUCUCAGAUGAUGUUAAUUCUGUUAUGUCGGAUAUAAAUCCCCCUUCUUUUGCGACUCGUUCAAGAAGGCGAAGAUUUUAUAAUCGGCAAGCUUGGAAAGGCCCUGGUAGUACUAGUAGUAAUUAUACAUUAGAAUCAGAAGGGAAAAAAGCCAAAAGUGAGCCUAUUUUGAUAACAAUUGAUUCAGACAGUGAGGAUGAUCAUGUUUCUACUGUGAGCAGUCUUCCUAGCCGUAGUGCACGGCUUAAAGGAGAAAUGCUUAGGAAAUUACAAAGAAUGUCCGGACUUAAAAAGAAUGUGGUAAAUGGUUCUUCAUCAUCAUCAGACUCAGAAAAUCCGAGAAAAAGCAAAAAGAAAACAAAGUCUUCAGCACCUUUGAAAAAAAUAGGACAUAAAUCUAGUACUAAAGGUAAUCACAGACAUUUAAAACACAAAAAAAGUCGUAAAGCACUUAUUUUCACGCCUAGUCAUAAACGACAUUUAAAAAUACACAGAAUUAAAAAACGCUUGGAGAGGCAAAAAAUUGAGAAAAGGGUUAUACCUAUGCGGCAAAGCCGUAUUACACCGAGUCAGUCGAAUACGCAGCCUGCGAUUAAUAGGGCAUCGAGUUCCGGAAGACGAAGCUUACGAAAUAAUAGUAGUGGUCAUAUUAAUUAUCAAGAGGAAGAAGAAGAUAAAGUUGUUGUAAAACUUGAGCGUCGUACAAGGAGAAGUUUAAGCGAUUAUAAAAACAUUAAAGAGGAACCUGCUGAUAAUACUAGCAAAAGGAGGAUAAGUAAGAGUAAUGUUCACGUAAAUGAUGAAUUUGUUGAAGAAAGUAAAUUUAAAGAAACUGUUGUAAAUGAAAAAGAAUCUGAGCAAGUUCCUGAGGAUAAAAACGAAAAUAUUGAUUCUGAACUUCAAAACACCGUAACAGAGAACUCUGAAAACACUAAAAAGAUAGAAGAAAAAUUAGAGGAUAUUAAGAAUGAUAUUGAUCUUAUUAACAAUAUGAUUAGUAAUAAAGAUAUUAAUGAAGAUAAAAGUUCAGAUGUAGUUAAACCUGAAAAUUCUGGAACAAAAGAGGCAAGUUCAAAAGUGGAAAAUAAAUUAAAAGGAUCCCUUCGUUCGAAGAUUAUAGUGAAGAAAAAGUUGGGUAGGAAGAAAAAAAUCAUAGCUCCACCACCAAGCAAUAUUCGCAGGCCAGGACGAGGCCGCCCUCGUAAAAUAAUACCGGAAAAUAAAUCGGAGUCAAAACCAGACACAGAGACUUUCAAUAUAUUAAAUAUCAAGCCUCAAGUUCCUUUUUUGCAAAACUCUUUCUGCUUUGAUGUUGCACCAAAGCUUGCAAAAUGCAGAGAAUGUAGACUUGCCAUUUAUAAAAGCAGUAAAAGAAUGUAUAAUUCAUAUUGCCGCUUCAUGGAAUAUCGUAAAUUGUGCUACAAUAAGAGUGGCAUGAUUUCCAGUGCUGGGUUUUCAAAUCCUAAUGAUGCUGCAGCUGAGCAUCUUAGUUUAUGGUUUCCUCAGUUUCUAAAGCCUCCCAAAGAUUUAAAUAUUGAGACUGCAAAAUCUCUGUUAGAACAUAUUGGUGAUCAGUUUUGUGAUCUAGUUGGGCAAGAAAGAGAAGCACUCAAUUUGCAUAUUGGAUUGCAGCAAUUAAUAACGUGGAAGCGUGUCGUUCAAGGUGUGAGAGAAAUGUGUGAUGUGUGUUCGACAACCAUUUUUAACAUACAUUGGGUCUGCCCUCAGUGUGGACUUGCAGUUUGUAUUGAUUGCUAUAAGGUGCGCAAACAGGGAGAAGUGGCUUCUUACGAUGAUGAUGAACAACCUAAAGAUAGAGAUGAAUUCAAAUGGUUAUUAUGUACCAUGCGAACCCCUCAUAGGCAAGAUAGCCUGGUGAUGGCACAAAUCAUACCUGGUACUGCAUUAUGGAUGAUGAGAGACUGGUUGCAUAAAGCGAGGGAAAAAUGGAAUAUUCCAUCUUAUUGCAAAUGUACCAAACCUCAAGAAUCUCCUGCUGAUAAUUUAGUUUCAACUGGAAUCGUUAAGCAACUAAUGUGCCAUGUGAGUAGUUCUUUCAACCCUGAAAGAAUUCAAACAUCAAUGCCAGAGAAAAGUCUUUCUAAGCCUGAAAACUAUGAUGAACUGGAUGUUGAAGUUAGUGGAUCAGCUUUGAGGUGGUUAGACAAUUCAAGCAUUAUGAAUGAAAAUCCGAAUAGAAAUUCAAGAAUAUCGGAUGAUUAUUUUAAUAGCUUUGAGGAUCUUAUUAUGCUAAGAGGUGCAGAACUAAUACAUGAUUCCCCUCCAUCAGAGUCUGAUAACGAGUUAUCUAACUUCUCUUUAGACGAUAUUAUUGCAAGUGUAAAAAGUAUGCAGAACAAUGAAGAAAAAGAGAAUUCAGAAAAAUUUUCUGCAAAACAUUUCAGCCAGCGUUAUCCCCAACAAAAGAGUGGACGAGAUCCUCUACCUAUUCGUAUUUACACAAAAAUAGAGAGCAAAAUAGCUUUUCCAAGUGUGCCUCAUUCUUGGUUUUGUAAUGGAAGACUCCUAUUUCUUCAUCAGGCUACUCAUCCAGAAAAUCUGACCUUGUUCCAAGAACAGUGGAAACGUGGUCAGCCAAUAUUAGUCAAAAGCGUGGAUGAAAAUCUGGACAUGGAUUUAUGGACUCCAGAUGGUUUUUCUCGUGAUUUUGGUGAAGUAAAAAAUGACUUGGUUGAUUGUAAAACUGGAAACAUUAUAAAAAAUUUGCCUAUGAAGAAAUUCUGGGAAGGUUUUGAAAAUCUGAGGAAACGUCUAACCGAUGAAAAUGAUGAACCUUUACUUCUCAAAUUGAAAGAUUGGCCUCCCGGAGAAGAUUUUAGUGAAAAACUGCCUACCAGAUUUGAAAAUUUGAUGAAAGGAUUACCUCUACCAGAAUACACGCAUAGAGAUGGAAUCCUUAAUUUGGCUGGCCGAUUACCAUCUUCUUUUGUAAGACCUGAUCUUGGACCUAAAAUGUAUAAUGCUUAUGGUUCUGCUUUAUUCCCUACUAAAGGAACCACGAAUCUUCAUUUAGAUGUUAGUGAUGCCGUUAAUGUAAUGGUUUAUGUUGGAAUUCCAUCAGAUGACAAUUCUCAAAUCCAUGUUCAAGAGGCUUUAAAAGCCAUUGAUGAGGGAGGAUGUGAUUCUUUGAUGAGAGCGAGAGUCAGAGGAAAAAAUUGCAAACCCGGAGCACUUUGGCAUAUAUACAAUGCUAGGGAUGCUGAUAAAAUUCGACAAAUGCUGAACAAAGUAGCCAUUGAAAGGGGUGAAAAACUUGAACCAAAUCAUGAUCCAAUUCACGAUCAGAGCUGGUAUAUAGAUUCUGAACUUCGAUUGAAACUGUAUCGAGAGUAUGGUGUUGAAGGUUAUGCUAUUGCACAGUGUCUCGGAGAUGCUGUUUUUAUACCUGCUGGGGCACCUCAUCAAGUGCGUAAUUUACAUAGCUGUGUGAAAGUUGCUGAGGACUUUGUUUCUCCAGAAAAUAUUGCUCAUUGCUUUAAAUUAACUCAAGAAUUUCGACAAUUAUCUGACACUCAUACUAAUCAUGAAGAUAAGUUGCAGAUAAAAAACAUUAUUUAUCAUGUAGUGAAAGAUGCACUUUCUCAUUUACUUACUGACCCUGAAGCGCAGAGUGCUCAAGCCAGUUUAUUGUAAAAAUCUGUACAAUUAUCGGACACUCAUAUUAAUGAAGAUAAGUUGCAGAUAAAAAACAUUAUCUAUCAUGUAGUAAAAGAUGCACUUUCUCAUUUAUUUACUGACCCUGAAACGCGGAAUGCUCAGGCCAGUUUAUUAUAAAAAUCUGUACAUAAGCAAAAUAGUUGCAUUGGUAAACAAAAGUUGUAUAUUUUGUUAUGUAUAAAAGAAGCUCUGUACAUAGCAUUGUAAAGUUAUUUAAGUGAAGAUGUUCAUUCUGAGUUUAUUGUUUAAUUAUUUGUUUGGUAGUAAUGUGUUAAGAUAAAGUUUCACUUUUUUCAUUUCAAAUAAUAUUCCAGAAUUAUUUUUUAAUGCAAUAAAACUAAGAAUUUUGUUAAGUCAAGCCCAUAAUUAACCAGAAAGUACAGAACAUAAUUCUAACUAACAUACUGAUAUCUUUCUUAUUUUUUUUAGGCAAUUGUAUUUAAUGAAAUGAAUGUUAUUUUUGUCUAAAAUAUUUUACUUAUUUUCUUGAGAAAAAUACGUUUUGAAACAUUAUGUUUAAGAAAAUUUUUUUAAUUAUCAUUAUACCUACCAACUGCUGAUUUGUAAUUCUAUCUAUAUUUAUGUUUGCUGCCUUGUGUAUGUGUCUACUAUUUUUUUUAAAAUGUUUACGUUAAUAUAAACAACAAAAAAAUAUGUAUUAAAAAAAAGCAUUGUAGACAUGUGUAAAAAAUCUUUAUAUCUUCAAAGCAAACUAGAUUGUAGACUUUUAAUAUAAAUUUUAUGCUGUUGGGGAUGAUUUUUUUUUUCAAGUAUACAAGCUAAAAUAAAACAAUAUUGACUUUAUGGUUCUACUUUGAGCCAAUAUGUUAAAUAAAUAUUCAAUUAUUACGUAAAAUGCAGUUGUGUUCUUUAAAUUUGAAGAAACCAGUUACAUUCAAAUAAUUGAUUAAUAUUUGAUAUUGCUGCAUCUUUAAUCAUAAUAACGUUCUAAUCUUCUGUAAACCUAUUAAAGUAUUAAACUCAAGUAAUUGCUUUUCUUAAUAAAAAUGGAAGAAUUUAAGGGUUUUUAAACGGUUCGAAUAAAAUUCAUCUGGAGGUCAAAUGGUUGAAUUAAUGUUCAUCUGAGACUCUAUUAAAAUUGCUACUCUGGUUAACAUUAUGAUCCAAGAUUCAACUUUACUUUUAAUAGUACUCAACAAGUUUUCAUGCAUGUUAAAUGCACAAAAAAUAAACAUUUAUUUAUUUAAUUUCUUUUGAUACAUUUUUUAUUUAUUUAUUUUUUUGAUAAAAUUACUUGCAGCCCAUUGAAUUAUCAAUCUAUUAGUAAUUAUUGAUAAAUUAUGCAAACCUUAUUCAAACUUUUUUCCUGUUUUUUUUCCCAUCUUUUUUAAUAUUCUGUAGGUAGUAUUUUAUUAGUUUCAAUGUAUUUUUUUCUCAGAAUUUUUGCCAGUAUUACAGAUAUUAUGAUGUAAUGGGUAUGUAUUCCAUUCGAUGUAUAUGUGCAGCAGAAACAUGUACCAAAAAUAUUAAUUUCUUAUAGAAUCCAGCCAUGUGGUAGACUUUUUCAAACUUCAAAGGAACUUUUUUUGAAAAUACAUUAUGUUUACAAUACUUAAUUUUUAUGAAUAUAAUUUUUAAUGAAAUUUAAAUUUGGUGAAUAUCAAAACAAGAGAGUAAAGGAUUUAAAAGUCACCAAGUAACAACUUGUACACAGUUAAGAAAUUGUUCCAUAAUGUCCAUAUAAUAUUGAGAGUAUUAAAUUGUGUUUGGUUUUUAUUGAAAAACUGUACCAGUAAAUAAUAAUAAAUAAAUAUAUGUAUCCUAUGUACUUGUGAUGUAAAAGCCAUAAAAUCUAAAAAUAUAAGUAUAAAAGUAAAAUUUGCAUUUUACCAUUUUAAUAUAAUCAUGUAAAGUUCUUAUGUAAACAUUUUAUUUCUUACAUAAACAAGAAUGCUCUUUGUCAAUAACUCAGAUUUGAGACAAUCUUAUAGAAUAAAAUCAGCAUGACUCUGAUAGUUUGGUGGUAUGGGAGAAGUUUUCAAAACCAUUAGUGGAUGGUAAGCAUAUGGCCUCCCUCAAUAAUUAGUGAGCUCUAGAAACUGCCCUUUAUAUUUCAGACAAAUAAGAAAAAUAAAUUUGAAAGCAGAUUUUUUAAAUCUGCAUUGUUUUCUUACUCUUAAUGUUAUAUCCUCAUUUUAAAAAUGUAUAUUAUGUAAUUACCUAAUUCUAUUAUUUAUGGGUUUUUUUACUUAAAUAAAUAAUUUUUUUUUACUUUUUCGAAUAAUAAAAUUUCGAUUUUAAUUCAACUACGCUAAAAGCGAGUUAAGAAAUAAAAAAAAAUAUCUGAUUGAAGAAAUUUUUUUUAUAAUGAAUUAUCUAUGUAUUAUUACCACCUCCUAGUUCCCUUAUUAAGGAACUGAAAUUAUAGUACAUGUUUAUGCAGCAUAAUUUGUUCUCUUUUUACAUUGUUUAACUUUCUUAAUUUAUGCAAUUUUUUCCUCUUUAUAAUUGAUCAGUUUUUUGUGAUUAUAUUAAAUAUUACUUUGAAAGGAAUUUUAUCAUGUAUUUUAUAUUCAAGAGAAGCUGAAAUGUGAUCUAUGUUCGUUAAAUGUAAUUUUCUGUCUUCAUCUUUAAUGUUAGCAUUUGACUAGCUUUUUUCUGCAUUAUAAAACUCAAUGUAAAUAUGUAACUCACAAACAUAUAAUAUGUAUAUUACUUAAUGCGUAGUUAGUUCUUUAAAGAAGUUAUGUCUUUUAAUUUAAUUAUGUUUCUAUUAAUGUGUGCAAUGUAAUUUUGCUUGAGUGUCUUUCUGUAAAAAUACUAUUGAAUGAACAUAUUAAUAAAGUUUUUAAUAUAUUUGCUUU